AUGGGACCAGCCCUGCCCCAGCCUGUCCUCAUUGGCUGGCAUGAGGCAGAGGGGGCUUUAAAAAGGCAACCGUGUCCGGGCUGGGGACCAGAGCCUGUGCUCCUGGAAGGCUGGGUGCUCUCCUACGGUUGGCACCAUGCAGCUCUCUUUCGCCCUGUGUCUCGUCUGCCUGCUGGUCCACGCAGCCUUCCACGUGGUGGAGGGCCAGGGGUGGCAGGCCUUCAAGAACGAUGCCACGGAAAUCAUCCCUGAGCUGGGCGAGUACCCCGAGCCUCCCCCAGAGCCAGAGAACAACAAGACCAUGAACCGGGCGGAGAACGGAGGGAGGCCUCCCCACCACCCCUUUGAGACCAAAGACGCGUCCGAGUACAGCUGCCGCGAGCUGCACUUCACCCGCUACGUGACCGACGGGCCGUGCCGCAGCGCCAAGCCGGUCACCGAGCUGGUGUGCUCGGGCCAGUGCGGCCCGGCGCGCCUGCUGCCCAACGCCAUCGGCCGCGGCAAGUGGUGGCGCCCGAGCGGGCCCGACUUCCGCUGCAUCCCCGACCGCUACCGCGCGCAGCGGGUGCAGCUGCAGUGCCCAGGCGGCGCGGCGCCGCGCGCGCGCAAGGUGCGCCUGGUGGCCUCGUGCAAGUGCAAGCGCCUCACCCGCUUCCACAACCAGUCCGAGCUCAAGGACUUCGGGCCCGAGGCCGCGCGGCCGCAGAAGGGUCGGAAGCCGCGGCCCGGCGCGCGGGGCGCCAAAGCCAACCAGGCCGAGCUGGAGAACGCCUAUUAG
Messenger RNA from Diceros bicornis minor, 778 nucleotides. RefSeq names its product sclerostin (gene SOST). Bases 137 to 778 code for a protein of 213 amino acids. Gene Ontology annotation, molecular function: BMP binding. The record is from RefSeq and is a predicted model, not a curated record. The transcript is spliced from 2 exons. Gene Ontology annotation, biological process: negative regulation of BMP signaling pathway; negative regulation of Wnt signaling pathway; ossification. Lineage: Eukaryota; Metazoa; Chordata; Mammalia; Perissodactyla; Rhinocerotidae.